Molecule: messenger RNA, 5340 nt
Organism: Symphalangus syndactylus (siamang)
Lineage: Eukaryota; Metazoa; Chordata; Mammalia; Primates; Hylobatidae
Gene: APOBEC3D
Product: apolipoprotein B mRNA editing enzyme catalytic subunit 3D
Biological process (GO): DNA cytosine deamination; negative regulation of single stranded viral RNA replication via double stranded DNA intermediate; cytidine to uridine editing
Cellular component (GO): nucleus; cytoplasm; P-body
Molecular function (GO): zinc ion binding; cytidine deaminase activity; RNA binding
Source: RefSeq, a predicted model, not a curated record
UGUCUUUAUCAGAGGUCCCUCUUCCAGGGGGAGGGCCCAAGAGAAAACCAGAAAGAGGGUGAGAGAUUGAGGAAGAUAAAGCAUCCCAGGGCCUCCCACACCAGCGCCAGAGCAGGAAGGGGGAGGGGCCAUGACUCACCAGGCUCUGGGAGGUCACUUUUUUUUUUUUUUUUUUUUUUUUUUGAGAGGGCGCCUCGCUCUCUCACCCAGGCUGGAGUGCAGUGGCAGGAUCUUGGCUCACUGCAACGUCCGCCUCCCAGGUUCAAGCGAUUUUCCUGCCUCAGCCUCCAGAGUAGCUGGGAUUACAGGCGCACGCCACCACAGCUGGCUAAUUUUUGUAUUUUUAGUAGAGACGGGGUUUCUCCAUGUUGGUCAGGCUGGUCUCGAACUCCUGACCUCGUGAUCCGCCCGCCUCGGCCUCCCAAAGUGCUGGGAUUACAGGCGUGAGCCACCGUGCCCGGCCAGGAGGUCACUUUAAGGAGGACUGUCCAACUGCAAGGACGCUGUAAGCAGGAAGUGAAACCACAGCGCUUCAAAAAAAGAGGGAGACUGGGACAAGCGUAUCUGAGGCUGAGCAUGAAUCCACAGAUCAGAAAUCCGAUGGAGUGGAUGUAUCAACGCACAUUCUACUACAACUUUAAAAACAAACCCAUCCUCUGUGGUCGGAGCUACACCUGGCUGUGCUACGAAGUGAAAAUAAGGAAGGACCCCUCAAGGCUCCCUUGGGACAAAGGGGUCUUUCGAGGCCAGGUACUACCCAAACUUCAAUCGAAUCACAGGCAGGAGGUGUAUUUCCAGCUUGAGAACCACGCAGAAAUGUGCUUCCUCUCUUGGUUCUGUGGCAACCAACUGCCUGCUAACAGGCGCUUCCAGAUCACCUGGUUUGUAUCAUGGACCCCCUGCCUGCCCUGUGUGGCGAAGGUGGCCGAAUUCUUGGCUGAGCACCCCAAUGUCACCCUGACCAUCUCUGCCGCCCGCCUCUACUACUACCGGGGUAGAGAUUGGCGGAGGGCGCUCCGCAGGCUGCAUAAGGCAGGGGCCCGUGUGAAGAUCAUGGACUAUGAAGACUUUGCAUACUGCUGGGAAAACUUUGUGUGCAAUGAAGGUCAGCCAUUCAUGCCUUGGUACAAAUUCGAUGACAAUUAUGCAUUCCUGCACCACCAGCUAAAUGAGAUUCUCAGAAACCCGAUGGAGGUAACGUAUCCACACAUAUUCUACUUCCACUUUGAAAACCUACGGAAAGCCUAUGGUCGGAACGAAACCUGGCUGUGCUUCACCAUGAAAGUUAUAAAGUGGCCCUCACGUGUCUCCUGGAAGAGUGGCGUCUUCCGAAACCAGGUGGAUCCUGAGACCCAUUGUCAUGCAGAAAUGUGCUUCCUCUCUUGGUUCUGUGACCACAUACUGACUCCUAACAAAAACUAUGAGGUCACCUGGUACACAUCUUGGAGCCCUUGCCCAGAGUGUGCAGGGGAGGUGGCGGAGUUCCUGGCCAGCCACAGCAACGUGAAUCUCACCAUCUUCACCGCCCGCCUCUACUACUUCUGGAAUACAGCUUACCAGGAGGGGCUCCGCAGCCUGAGUGAGGAAGGGGCCUCCGUGAAGAUCAUGGAGUACAAACACUUUAAAUAUUGUUGGGAAAACUUUGUGUACAAUGAUGAUGAGCCAUUCAAGCCUUGGAAGGGACUAAAAACCAACUUUCGAUUUCUGGAAAGAAAGCUAUGGGAGAUUCUCCAGUGAGGGGUCUCCCCGAGCCUCAUGGUCUGUCUCCUCUAGCCUCCUGCUCAUGCUCUGCGGGCCUCCCCUCCACCCUGGAUCAGCUGUGCUUUUACCUGGUCAUCCUGAGCACCCCCGGCCUCAGGGCCAUUCCAUAGUGCUCCUCUGCCUCACCUCCUCCUCCCGGCUCUCCCAGGCUCUUCUUGCAGAGGCCCUCCAUCCACCUCCCCAGUCCUGUUCCCCCAGCCUGGGUGCCCCUAACCUGACUCUUCCCAUCUCCCCAGCAUAACCAAAUCUUUUUUUUUUUUUUUUUUGAGACGAAGUUUUGCUCUGUCGCCCAGACUGGAGUGCAAUGGUUGGAUCUCAGCUCAUUGCAAAGUCCGCCUACCGGGUUCAAGUGAUUCUCCUGUCUCAGCCUCUGAGUAGCUGGGAUUACAGAUGCCUGCCACCACGCCCAGCUAAUUUUUUUUUUUUUUUUUUUUUUUUUUUUUUGUAUUUUUAGUAGUGACUGGGUUUCACCAUGUUGGACAGGCUGGUCUUGAACUCCUGACCUCAGGUGAUCUGCCCAUCUCUGCCUCCCAAACUGCUGGGAUUACAGGCGUGAACCACCCUGCCUGGCUGCAUAACCAAAUCUUAUUAAAUUCAAUCUAGUCUUGGCCGCGGUGACUCACGCCAUUGGGAGGCAGAGGUGAGAGAAUUGCUUGAGCUCAGGAAUUUGAGACCAGCCUGGGCGACAUGACAAAGCCCCAUCUCUACAAAAAAAAAUACAGAAAAAAAAAAUAGCCAGAUGUGGUGGCAUGCACCUGUAGUUUAAGCUACUUGGGAGGAUGAAGUGGGAGGAUUGCUUGAGCUGGGGAGGUGGAGGCUGCAGUGAACUGAGAUCACACCACAGAACUCCAGUCUGAGCAACAGAUCGAGACCCUGCCUGAAAAUAAAUCAAUAAAUAAACUCAACCUAAAUUGAUAUGAAUAUAUGUAAGUUGAAUACCAGAAGUUUUGAGAAACAUCCUCUGUAAAUUUCAUCCUACGAAUUGGGUCAUUCAUGUCCUACCCAGCUAAAACAGAGGCAAGGGAGGAGAAGCAGUCAGGCCACACAACAUUGCUUCUGAAAUGAACUUCUGUGCAAGCCUGACUCCUGAAACUGUGCGUUGUACCCUGAAACCAGCUUUAUCCAUAGCUUCUCAGAUAAAUGGUUGUGAGAUAAAUGGUUGGACUCCUUGCUCCAAACGCAGCGACUCAGCAAUGGAACCUCCCAGCUCCCAACCCUUCCUAGUGCCCAUGGGCUUUCCCAUAGGGCAAGAGAACAUUUCUCCUUUUUUUUUUGUUGUUGAAAUGGAGUCUUGCCCUGUCACCCAGGCUGGAGUGUAAUGGCGCGGUCUCGGCUCACUGCAACCUCUGCCUCCCUUGUUCAAGUCAUUCUCCUGUCUCAGCCUCCUGAGGAGCUGGGAUUACAGGUGUGCACCACCAAGCCGGACUAAUUUUUGUAUUUUUAGUAAAAAUAGGUUUCAUCAUGUUGCCCAUGCCACUCUUAUUUUUAUUUUAUUUUUUUGAGACGAAGUCUUGCUCUGUCACCCAGACUGGAGUGCAGCGGUGCGAUCUGGGCUCACUGCAACCUCUGCUGCCCAGAUUCAAGCUAUUCUCCUGUCUCGGCCUCCUGAGUAGCAGGGAUUACAUGCACGUGCCACUACACCUGGCUAAUUUUUGUGUUUUUAGUAGAGACGGGGUUUCAGGAUUUUGGCCAGGCUGGUCUUGAACGCCUGACCUGGUGAUCCACCCGUCUCGGGCACCCAAAGUGCUAGGAUUGCAGGCGUGAGCCACCUGGCCAGGCUUAGGCUGGUCUUAAACUCCUGACCUCAAGUGAUCCGACCUCUUUGGCCUCCCAAAUUGCUAGGAUUGCUGGUGUGAGCCACAGCGCCUAGCCCACUUCUCCUUUUUAUAAAACCUGUUGCUGUCUCUGUUCUCCUGACAUGGUGAACACCACCCGGACUGCAUGUAUGUCCCAAAUUACAAUUCUUUCUUUGCAAAUGAAAUGUGAAAUUUAGAGGCCCUUCUCCACACUUUAAAUUUGACUCGACAUUUUCUGGGCAGAUGUAAGUUAUUAGAGAAUGAGAUUCUCUACAAAAAUGACCCCUUCAUGCUGUGGCCUCCACAGAAGAUGCCCUGGGCCAGGUGCUCACACGGAAGGCAUUUAUUUUCUCACAGAUCUGGGAGCUGCAAGUCCAAGUUCGAGGGGUGGGUUGGGUUGUUUGCUCUGAGGCCGCUCCUCCUGGCUGACAGGGCGUCCCUUCUGGCUGUGUCCUCUGUGGGUUCUCUCUGCCUCCAAAUUUCUUUUUUUCUUUUUUUUUGAGACAGAGUUUUACUCUUGUUGCCCAGGCUGGAGUUCAAUGGCAUAAUCUUGGCUCACUGCAACCUCCACCUUCAGGGUUCAAGCGAUUCUCAUGCCUCAGCCUCCUGAGUAGCUGGGACUACAGGCAUGCGCUACCACGCCCAGCUAAUUUUGUAGUUUUAGUAGAGAUGGGGUUUCACCAUGUUGGCCAGGCUGGUCUCGAACUCCUGACCUCAUGUGGUCUGCCCGCCUCGGCCUCCCAAAGUGUUGGGAUUACAGGCGUGAACCACUGUACCCAGCCUCAAAGACUUUUUAUAAAUAGAGAUGAGAUCAAGAGACGUGGGCCCGGGGAGGGUGGGGAGGGUGGCUGGAAGUGGAAGCAGAACUUGGGGAUUUCCGAAAGAAUGAGAACUGGGCUGGCCCAGAUUCCAAUGGGAAGGAAGUACCCCAUGAAGGAGCUAAGUCCCUAGGGGAGGGAGAGGGAAAGAAGGGACUGAAACCAGGAUGUGGGAAGUCUGUCCUGAGAGUCAUGGGCCCUUGGUGCCACCCCGAUCCCACAGCUGGAGCGUGACUUAACUCCCCUGUCCCUUUUCAGAGUUUGAGCACUGCUGGGACACCUUUGUGGACCACCAGGGACGUCCCUUCCAGCCCUGGGAUGAACUAGAUGAGCACAGCCAAGCCCUGAGUGGGACGCUGAGGGCCAUUCUUCAGCUGAGGGCUUCCUCCCUCUGCCCGGUGCCCCAUCGGCCUCCCCCUCCUCCCCGCUCCCCUGGGCCUUGCCUUCCCCUCUGCUCAGAGCCUCCUCUGGGUUCCCUGCUCCCCACAGGGCGCCCAGCUCCGUCCCUCCCUUUCCUUCUCACAGCCUCCCUCUCUCCCGUCAUUGUCACUGUCCCCAGGCCUCCUCCCUGUGCCCUCUUUCCACUCUGUCACCUCCUGCUCCAUUCAACCCCUCUGCUCUUCCAGAAUCAGGGAAAUUGAAGGAUGGACCUCAGUCUCUAAGGAAGGCAGAGACCUGGGUUGAGCAGCAGAAUAAAAGAUCUUCUUCCAAGAAAUGCAAACAGGCCGUUCACCACCAUCUCCAGCUGCUCACAGACGCCAGCAAAGCAAUGCGCUCCUGACCAAGUAGAUUCUUUUAAAAAUUAGAGUGCAUUACUUUUAAUCAAAAAUUUAUUUAUGUUUCAAGAAUAGAGUACUAAGAUUGUACUCAAUACAUUCAGAAAAGUUUCAAACCUACUAGUCCAGUGACAAUUUGAAUCGGUUUUAUAUGUAGAGGAAUAAAAUGAAAUACUAAAUUUUUCUGUA